This is a messenger RNA of Kickxella alabastrina, 954 nucleotides long. RefSeq lists its product as uncharacterized. The record is from RefSeq and is a predicted model, not a curated record. NCBI's taxonomy places the organism in Eukaryota, Fungi, Kickxellomycota, Kickxellomycetes, Kickxellales, Kickxellaceae. The transcript has 2 exons. The coding region runs from base 41 to 838 and encodes 265 amino acids.
UUUUUAACUCAUUACUAUUUUUUAGUUAUUGUAUCCAAACAUGGCACGCAGCAAGAAAAUGACUAAGCAAACAGAAUUUAAAUGCUCAUCCUGUCCAAUGACUUUUGACACUCUGUAUCAAAAAAAGAAGCACUCUAGGCACCACACUCCAGUUACAAUUAGUUUGGCCAGCGGCAGAGCGCACACACUGCAAUGGAAGAGUGUCGAUAAGCUUGGGUGUCCAUGUGGCAAGGCCUACUCUUACAACCAUAUGAAAGACAGACAUGCUCCAGUGUGUAGCGUACUUAACGCGGUUAAUAACAGCAAAGUUCAUAAAGACUCGGCUAUUGAUACCAACGCAGGUCCGCCUCCUUCAGAGUCUGCGUUGACUGCGCUGAAUUUAAAAGUUGACCGUUGUAGCGGCUUGAUUAUCUGCCAGACUUGCCACUACAUGGUAUCUCCCAUUGGCGUUUAUAAUCAUGUUUACAAAUGUCAGAAAGUCCACGGUCACAUACACAAGAUCAAGUUUAAUCAAGACAACAUUAAAGACGCGUGCCGAUAUAUGAUGUCAAAGGACUCGGGCGCCAUAUCAGACAGUGAAGUUCAGCGCUGGUUUGAGGAUCGCUUGAAACGUGUUGAUGUGCCGAUUCCGGGCAUCAGGGUCAUUGAAAAGGCGUAUUGGUGCGAACACUGUGGCUAUUCUGCCUGUAAAACUGAUGCUAUGCGCAAACAUUACCUUUUGCAUAAUUCGUCGUGGUAUUCGGCAAAUAUGGUUACUGGGCCUGUUCAGAAGCUUUCUAUUGGUAGUAUUACAUACCAAGAUUACAUUCGAGUUUGCAUUCCAGAUGCGGCCACGUAAAUUUCUAGUUAAUAAAAUCCGGUCACUCCAGAAACGCAGCGUUUCUUUUAGUAGCAAACAUUUAUAUUUUAUUGUUAGAAGAGCGCACCUUUGUUUUAUAAUAAUUAUUUUCUUUA